Molecule: messenger RNA, 1172 nt
Organism: Arabidopsis thaliana (thale cress)
Lineage: Eukaryota; Viridiplantae; Streptophyta; Magnoliopsida; Brassicales; Brassicaceae
Exons: 2
Coding region: 316-873 (185 amino acids)
Source: RefSeq, marked reviewed
UUUCCGUUUCUAGUGGGUCAUAUAUACAAAAGCAAAACAAAACAAAAAUCGUCAAAAUUACGACAAUGUUUUGUAUAAUAAGAAACCAUACCCAUGUGAUUGGUUACAGAAUACAAUUCUAACUUUUUAUUAUUUUUAAAUACGGAUCUCCAUUUUUUUUUUUAAAUAGCUUGAAAGUAUUUGGGAUAUAGAUUAUAGACUAACCGAAAAGAAGGUAGAAAGAGACAAGAGAGUGAAGAAGCAUUGAAUCAACCAAAACACUAACACUAGAACACCUUUUCUCUUGAAACACUAAAAACUAAAGUCACUUCACCAAUGUCUAACAAGAGCAUAUCUCCAAUUUUCCCAAUGCUCCAAUCUCAACAUUUUAGCGAUUAUGGCUUCGAUCCCCAGAUCCAUUACUUUCAGGUUUUGGAAGAAGCAAAGAAACACAAGUCUUCCUCCAUUGACACAUUUCAGUUCAAACUUCAAAAACCUAUCUCGAAAGACGAUUUGAUCCGAACCACUCUCCACAACAAGAACAAGAACAAGAAGCGUUGGUUAUGGUGCAAGAACGCUUUGUUCUUCUUUAAGUGGCGGAAAUGGCCAAUCUCCUCUGCCGUCGUUGGAAGAUGCUCCGGCGAAAACGACGGAGACAAUGAGUUCGACGAUCGUAGCGAUGUUCAUUUUGCUAGAGCUAGAAAUUUUCGAGCUGGUUCGAUAUCAGGUCCGGUUUACGUGACAGAGAGUUGGAGCGGUUCGAGUACACCAUACCGGCCGAUGACUACGACGUCGGCAGUUCAGUAUUUGAGUCUACGGGAGCUUAAUAUGGAGCGACAGCAGAGGAUCACUACCUCUUCUUCUAUGUCCGGUCCAAUUUACUUGGUCACGUGAAUAAAAACAUCAAUUUGCAGAAUUAUCCUUUUAUAGGAUCAAAAAAGGAAAAAGAAAUUAAUAAGAUUUGUUUUGGGAGGUGUGGAAGAUAAGUUUAGAUUUGGUUUGUGGGCCUAAUGGGCCCAAUUGUUUUAUAGGAUAUGAUGAGUCCAUUACAUAAGUGUGACUGGGUAGCUUAAGGUAAUAAUAACCAGCUCCCGUUAUUUGUUGUUUCUUUCCGUUGGUUGAUGCGAGAUAAUUAUAAACUGUUUUAGGUGUUUUUUAUUUACCUAAUUUUUAUAAUAUUGAAGUUUAUAUUA